Messenger RNA from Wallemia mellicola CBS 633.66, 1438 nucleotides. Its product is annotated as ribosomal protein L22e. NCBI's taxonomy places the organism in Eukaryota, Fungi, Basidiomycota, Wallemiomycetes, Wallemiales, Wallemiaceae. Gene Ontology annotation, biological process: cytoplasmic translation. The coding region runs from base 23 to 391 and encodes 122 amino acids. Gene Ontology annotation, cellular component: ribosome. Gene Ontology annotation, molecular function: structural constituent of ribosome; RNA binding. The record is from RefSeq and is a predicted model, not a curated record. The transcript is spliced from 3 exons.
ACGAAGUUUAUCAAUUAACAAAAUGCCAAAAGCUGCCGCCGCUAAGCCACAACACAAGUUCGUUCUCGACUACUCAAAGCCAGCCGAAGAUAAGGUUUUCGACGGUCAAGCUUUCGAGCAAUACUUGGUUGAGAGAAUCAAGGUUGAAGGCAAGACUGGUCAACUCGGUGACAACGUCAAGGUUCAACGCUCAGGCGACAAAUUGAUCGUCACCUCACAAAUCCCAUUCUCAAAGCGUUACCUCAAGUACUUGACAAAGAAGUACCUCAGAAAGCAACAACUUAAGGAAUGGUUAAGAGUUGUCGCUACCGCUAAGGACACCUACGCACUCAAGUUCUACUCAGUUGACUUCCCAGGUGCAGAGGAAGACGAAGCUUCUGAUGAAGAGUAAACGUCUUUAUAUGCCAUAGCGGGAUAAACUUCGUCUUUGGGUUUUUGCGAGCGUCCCAAAUUUUGUUAAGCUUGUAAUUAUUUCCUGGGCGACAUUCCCAGAAUAUACAUAAAUUUACAAAAAAACAAUAUAUUAUACAAUGAUUGGUUUCUCAUUUCCGAAUUCCCAUUUAAAACAGUCGAUGCAAUCUUCUGGAGGGUUUGUUAGAAUGCCGUUAUGAUUUAACUGCCCACAAACCUUCAGCUUCCGGUUUGGGUACAUAGACAACUCCAUCGUCAUCUUUCCAUUCAUGUUCAAGUAUUUCAUUUAUGACGGUCGCGAUACGAUGAUGACGUAGAUCAACUGCCCAUCCAAACUUACUAACGGUAUCAUAUACAAUAGACAAUCCGGUAUGACAUCUAGUUUCCAUUGCGAAACCUGCAGCAUUACAUGGUGAUAACAUACCAUUACAUGUACCCUCUGCAACCGGAUCUGCUGUGUGGUAUACGUGAUAGACACCUGAUAAUUCAGCUGGUGGUUGUGGUAAAUGUAAACGUUGUGAUGGUAAUCUAUCACCUGGUGCUUCGAAUGUCACCGAUGGUACACCGAAUGUCAAACCAAGCAUACUAGCUAAUGCACCACCUAAACUAUGUCCAGUUAUCCAGAUAUUAGAAUCUGGGAACAUAUAAGAAACGUUAUUGUAAAGGUUCGUAGCUACUGGGUAAUAAACUGAUUCCUUUUCUAUACUCGUUUCGAGACAUUCUUCAUGGCAUUGCCAACCACCGUUAUAGCAAUCGCAAACUGGUGUCCAUGUCCAGCUAACUCUUGCGCAACAACAACUGAAUAGUAGGUUAUCGUUGAAUUUGUCAUUUUUUGAAGAUGGUCCACCACCACCAAUUAAUCCUGCUGAUGUACCCUUUAUCGCAAUAACAACAGUUUUCUUAUCAGGAGUACUAAAUAUAUGACCUCGUAAUCCAUCAUCAUCCUUUUUCCAGCCAAAUGAUAUUACUUCACCACUGAAAUGCUUUGAAGGUUCUAUCCACUCAUCGCUACCUUGUUUAAUGUAUG